AUGGCGGCGGGCGCCGGGGCCAGGCCGGCGCCGCGCUGGCUGAAGGCGCUGACCGAGCCGCUGAGCGCGGCGCAGCUGCGGCGGCUGGAGGAGCACCGCUACAGCGCGGCGGGCGUCUCGCUGCUCGAGCCGCCGCUGCAGCUCUACUGGACCUGGCUGCUCCAGUGGAUCCCGCUGUGGAUGGCCCCCAACUCCAUCACCCUCCUGGGCCUCGCCAUCAACAUGCUCACCACGCUCGUGCUCAUCUCCUACUGCCCCACGGUCACCGAGGAGGCACCAUACUGGACAUACCUUUUAUGUGCAUUAGGACUCUUCAUCUACCAGUCACUGGAUGCUAUUGAUGGGAAACAAGCCAGAAGAACAAAUUCUUGUUCUCCUUUAGGGGAACUUUUUGACCAUGGUUGCGACUCUCUUUCCACAGUUUUUAUGGCAGUUGGAGCUUCAAUUGCUGUUCGCUUAGGAACUCAUCCUGACUGGUUGUUUUUCUGCUCUUUUAUUGGGAUGUUCAUGUUUUAUUGUGCUCACUGGCAGACUUAUGUUUCAGGCAUGUUGAGGUUUGGAAAAGUGGAUGUAACUGAAAUUCAGAUAGCUUUAGUGAUCAUCUUUGUGUUGUCUACAUUUGGAGGAGCAACAAUGUGGGACUAUCCGAUACCCAUCCUAGAAAUAAAAUUGAAGAUCUUACCAGUUCUUGGAGUAGUAGGUGGAGCAAUAUUUUCCUGUUCAAAUUAUUUCCAUGUUAUCCUCCAUGGUGGUGUUGGCAAGAAUGGAUCCACUAUAGCAGGUACCAGUGUCUUAUCACCUGGACUUCACAUAGGAAUAAUUAUUAUACUGGCAAUAAUGAUUUAUAAAAAGUCAGCAACUAAUUUGUUUGAAAAGCAUCCUUGUCUUUAUACCCUAAUGUUUGGAUGUGUCUUUGCUAAAGUCUCACAGAAAUUGGUGAUAGCUCACAUGACCAAAAGUGAACUGUAUCUUCAAGACACUGUCUUUAUUGGCCCAGGUCUUUUAUUUUUAGACCAGUACUUUAAUAAUUUUGUAGACGAAUAUAUUGUUCUAUGGAUAGCAAUGGUCAUUUCUUCACUCGAUAUGAUGAGGUACUUUAGUGCUUUGUGCCUGCAAAUUUCAAGACACCUUCAUCUAAGUAUCUUCAAGACUUCAUGUCAUCAAGCACCUGAACAGGUUCACAAGCAUAUUGACUAA
Molecule: messenger RNA, 1197 nt
Organism: Rangifer tarandus platyrhynchus (Svalbard reindeer)
Lineage: Eukaryota; Metazoa; Chordata; Mammalia; Artiodactyla; Cervidae
Source: the annotation of a GenBank genome assembly